AUGAUAAAUACAACAAUAUUUGAUUUAAUAGCAGCGAUUAUAUUUGUCGUUCUUUCUAGUUUUCAAUAUAACUUGGUGCUUGCCAUUCGUGCACCUCCUGGAACUCCAAAACGUACGAAUCUACCAUUGAAUAGAACAGUAACAUUACAAAAAACAACUAUUCAAACAACAAUAAACCGAACAGAUAAUUGUGUAGCUGAAAUAAUUGAUGAAACAUUAUAUUUCUUUUCUGUGGGGUAUCGAGCAAUUUCUGGUGCACUUGUUGUGCCAAUAACAAUUUGCGCUAUAUGCGGAAAUACUCUUGUUAUUUAUGUUAUUAAACAUUAUCGUUCACUACGUAUUACAGGCAAUGUUUUUCUCGCCUCGCUUGCUGUCGCUGAUGUUGGUGUUAGCACAUUGGCAAUGACAUUUUAUGGGUUACAAUUACUUUUUGGAAGAUGGCUUUUUGGCGCGUUCAUGUGUCGUUUAUGGUUUUCAUGUGAUGUUCUAUUUUCAACAGCAUCCAUAAUACAUUUAGCUUGUAUAUCACUUGAUCGUUAUUUAUCUAUAGUGCGUCCAUUUGAGUAUGAAAAUACAUCAUCAGAUCGACGACGUUAUAUAAUGAUAUUCUUUUGUUGGUUUGUAUCAGGUUUACUCUCGUUUAUACCAAUAUUUACUGGUGUAUAUACAACACGUGAACAACGACAUAAAAUUGAUUGUUUAAAUUAUGUUCCUGGUCGUUGUAUAUUUGCUGUUAAUCAAGCAUAUGCUAUUAUAUCAUCAUCAUUUUCAUUUUGGGUUCCAGGUGCUAUUAUGAUUAUAAUGUAUGCUAUGUUAAUACGAAUAGCUGAUAAAAAAGAACGUGAAGCAUAUGAAAUAAUGGAUGCUGUUGCUCAACGUCGACGUGCAUCACAAUUAAAUCAAUAUUCUACUCGUCGACGAUCAAGUGAAGAUCAUAUAAUUACUGAAACAACACCAAUGACACAACAAUUACAACGUAAUAAUCAAUUAUCAAUAACAAAAAUAAGUAAUGGACAUUCACAUAAUCUUCGUCGUGAAGGAAAACAUGAUAGUCUUGAUACAGUAGCAGGUCGACAAUCAUCUGUUGAUUUUCAUGGUAGUAUAAGUGAAACACGCAAUACUCAAAUGAAACAUUUAAGACGUGAACGUCGAGCUGUUAAAACUUUAGGUUCAAUUAUGGUAGCUUUUAUCAUAUGUUGGCUUCCAUUUUUUGUUCGUUAUACAGCAUGUGAACCAAAUCGUUGUAAUUGGAAAAUUGGACCACUUAUUGCAGAUAUUGUUUUUUGGGUUGGUUAUUUUAAUUCAAUGAUUAAUCCAUUUUUAUAUGCUUUUCAUAAUAGAAACUUUCGUGUAGCUUUUAAAAAAACUCUUAGCCGAUAUUUUGUCUGUUGUCGAAAACGUCGUGCAAGUACAGGUAGUUCAGUUGCAUUACCACCAGCAACACCAAGUGGUGAAUCACAAAGAACAAGCUCAAAUAUGAGACGACUUAGAAACCAUAAAGUUAUUCGAUCGAUAUCAAGCAUUAAUGAAAGACAAAUCCUAAAUAAAAAUAAUCGUAGUCCUGGAAAUAUUGUCCUUGAAGCAUCCAAUGGAAACUUAAGUGGUGCAGAAAAUAGUUCAUCAUCAAAACGUAACUCUUGCCUUUAA
This is a messenger RNA of Rotaria sordida, 1647 nucleotides long. NCBI's taxonomy places the organism in Eukaryota, Metazoa, Rotifera, Eurotatoria, Philodinida, Philodinidae. The record is from the annotation of a GenBank genome assembly.